Molecule: messenger RNA, 210 nt
Organism: Closterium sp. Yama58-4
Lineage: Eukaryota; Viridiplantae; Streptophyta; Zygnematophyceae; Desmidiales; Closteriaceae
Source: the annotation of a GenBank genome assembly
AUGCGGGACAAUAAAGAGGUUGAGGUCCUUGAAGACGUCAACGACCUCGUUGACGACGAGCUCGCCCUAUACCCGUUCUACGCCGAGGCCUACGAGGAGCUGCAGGCAGCAGAGGAGGAUGACGUCGCAAAGGAGGCGGCAGAGGCAGCGGCGGAGGCGGCAGAGGAGGAGUGGAACGCGCCAGAAGAAGGCGGUGAGGCGGGAGAGUAG